This is a messenger RNA of Sphaeroforma arctica JP610, 2971 nucleotides long. RefSeq lists its product as hypothetical. The transcript has a single exon. Lineage: Eukaryota; Ichthyosporea; Ichthyophonida. The coding region runs from base 325 to 2925 and encodes 866 amino acids. The record is from RefSeq and is a predicted model, not a curated record.
AUUUGAUAUUUACACUACAAACUGUUGUGUGUUAAAAUAGUACAAAAUGUACCUUGUGAGUCCAGACUUUGUCGUGUUCAUGGCUUACUGAUUAUUGAUCGACGUCCAGCGAUUAAGCUGUUUUAUGCGUAAAGAACGAUGGGGACUGCACUCUGCGAGACUCUGAGGCCUCUUGGUGCGCUCAUUUGCCUACAUCUAAACCCUAUUCACUAAGGUCUUGUCCACUUGAAUCCGCCUAAUCUCUUUUCACUCACACCUAAACUUGAUUUGCUAAGGUCUUGUCCAUUAAAUCCAGGACUGCAUACGUCUGAUAUAUAAGUCGAUAUGCGACCCACCAAUGAGCGAGAAAGGUUUCUCGCUUCGCUGGACAAUCCUCUGGUGCGUGCCUACGCAUUUGCAUGCUUUGGUAAUCUGAUUGCGUGCUAUCAUUCACAACCACACACCUUUGACAGUACUAGAAGUAGGGAUCAUAAGAUUUCAAACAGCACAGAUUGUCUUUGUCGUGUAGAUACUACUGAACCCGGCGGGAAAUCUAAAAAUGCAAGCGGUGCGCACAGACGCUCUCCCACCCUGAAUUUAGUUGGUGCAUAUAGUCCUGCACCUGUGUAUUCGGCAAGUAGUACUGAUAUGACAGAUGCAGGUCACGUCUACACAGAGAAGGCCAGGCAAGCCGAUGUAGUCAAUGUGGUUCAAUGUGGCACAAUGUCUGGAGAUGUGCCCGUGUCGAGUGUGUGUCUGCCAGCGCAUGCACAUAGGAACGAACGUGUGGGUGUGCGUGCAGCUGUAGUAACAAACCACAACCACAAAUGUGAGCUGAGCGAAGGGGUGUGUGAUAUUGACACGCAUGCAAAAAUUACGUGUGCCUGUGAUCCCAGUCCUCAAGCAUACGCACCUCAGCACGCUUAUCCCUGUACGUCACCUACUACCCACACGCCGUCUGCUGGCACUUGCAGUGGUACUAACUUUGAGCUCUCUCCUAGCCGACGUCAAAGACUUAUUGACCUAGAUAAAGACCCUUCUGUACUGCACAACCACAUCUACAACCAUACACAACCGUCCCAUCGCCUGGGUGUCAUGUACGAGCGCUUGCUGGAGUUCUUUCUCAGCACAGACCCGCAGUACUCACUGAUCAGCAGCGGUCUGCAGGUGUUUGACGCUGGCACAGGGCUGGGCAGGAGGGGCGGCAAGUGUACGAUCGGCGAGUUUGAUUUUGUGUACCACGAUCAUCACAGCGACGAGAUAGUCCAUCUUGAGAGCGCUAUCAAGUACUUCAUGUCCUGCAAGGAAUGUGACUUGGAAACCUCAACUGGCGGAGACUGCUCUGGUGAGAGUGAACACGAAAGGUCCACUAGCGAAUGUGCAUGCCCUGGGUCUGCUGGUCAACGUAUGUCUGGCAACCCACUUGAUGGAUCUGUAAUAGACAACUCUGGGUCGGUCGGUGCGUGUGCACAUUCGGAGACAUGGAACUCUGAAAAGCUGAUGAAAGGUGGGGUUGACCUUCCACGUGACAGUACAAGGCCACCUGCAGGUCAGACAUCACUUACAGGUGAGAGGCCGUCUGAGUUUGUGUAUCGCUGGCUGGGGCCUGGGAGGAAGGAUUCUCUGGAACGCAAGCUCAACCUGAUGCUGAAAAAGCAGAUUCAGCUGAGUAUGUGCGCAGAGGCUGAAGGUGUGUUUAUGCAGCUCACGGCCGAGUACAGUGCGCCGGACGGGUGCGAUGACAUUCCCUCAGCCCACGACCAGGAACAUGAAACUGCGAAAAGUAACAGCGGAUACAAUGACAAGCACGUGAGAUCUACCUAUCUCUUAAGCGAUGAUCCUGAGGCCAAGCCUUUGGAGGAUUCUAUAGAUCUUAUCAAUCGCAACCCCCGUGCAAGCGCACCAGGUCAUGGUAUCGAACCGAGUAGAUGCGCUCCCACUUCAGGCGAAAAUGUACUAUGUAAAACAGAGCGAAACACACACGCUACACCACACUCUCGACCAGGCCAAAGAGUAGUCAGCACCGAGACUUCAUCACGUGGUGUGCAGGUUCCCAAUUCUACAAACGAUAUCAUACAAAAUCAGAGGACUAAGCCUCAGAGCGGUGAUCUCUCUCCAGAAGAUCCCUCAUACUUAUUAUCGCGCUUUCCGUCAACGGAAACUCCCAGAACGAGUUAUAAGCACAACUCACACGGGGCAAGUACUGAAUUGAGCUGGUCGAGCUCAUGCGCAUACUCCUGCCGUGAGGCAAAAUUGUCACAAUGCACGCGAACUCGGCAUCAAACACAACCACACAUACACACAUACGAUACACAACAUCAAACCAUACAGAAGAGAUCCUUGCGUCCCUCUACAUUCCGGGUGACAGUGUUUGGCGAAUUAUAUACACACUACAGAUUGACUAAGCCCCCAACGAAUCUCUGUACGGGACUGGCCACGACCUCAGUAAGCACAAGCCACAGUACAAUACCCGCUCCUGUGGGCACACAUCCGUCUCACCACCGUGGUGUCUGGUUUCACCUAUCUGAGUUUGGCGCUGCGGUAGGCUUCAAUGCCUCUCGUUUCGGCAUAGUCGUGGGUAAGCAGCGGUGGCUGUGUCCCGGGAGAGAUACGGAUGAGUACAACUGGGGCGACAACGGGCGGCUGAGUGAGGGCUUGUACGACGAAACUGUGCGUUCACAUGCAGCCUUGUAUGAACUUUUGGUGCAACAUCUGCAUCCCACCGACUUCCCCGCAAUGGUGAUUGAAUAUGGCGAAGGGAGCGGCAGUCAUUCUGGCGAAGCGGAAUGUGAGUAUCUAGAUACAGCUACAGAAUUGGAGACCCCUUGCUCCGGAAAUGGACGUUCAAUUGGUAGUAGAGUGGAAAUUCAGCGCAUGUUCAUUGUGUGCGAUUCUUGGCCACGUCCGUGGCCGCCGAACAAACGGUCCACAGAACACAUUCGAUAGAGCCCGCUGAGAACGACACAUUUCAACUUAACAACGUAAGUUGACG